UGGAGUUUCAUUGGGUAAAGUUGCACACACUGUCAGUUUACCUCCACCUUGUAUCACUGCAUCAAGUUUUGCUCCUGGGCGCUGAGGAUUAAUUUUUACACAAAACAAUUGCGAUUUUUGCUGGAAGAUGUUGUUUCUCAUGCAGACGUGUAGAGAAUCACUCUGAAUGUUCAGGAUGAGAAAAUGGCGCAUUCGUUUACUCCACCAGGACCUAAAAGUUUCCGUAAGUUCACCCGUGAAUCUCUUAAGGCCAUCGAGAGUCGGAUCGCUGAGGAGAACGCCAGGAAGUCCAAGGACAAGCACGAGAAAAAUAAAGACGAUGAAUGCAGGAGGAAACCCAACAGCGGCCUGGAGGCCGGGAAAAAUCUGCCCUUCAUAUACGGAGACGUUCCCAGAGGAUUGGUGUCCACACCACUGGAGGACCUGGACCAGUUCUACAGCAAUCGGGCAACUUUUAUAGUAGUGAACAAAAAAAAGACAAUCAGUCGUUUCAGCGCCGCUUCUGCCUUGUACAUCUUCAGUCCCUUCAACCUUCUGAGGAGAAUAUCAAUUAAGAUUUUGGUACAUUCAUUGUUCAGUAUGUUUAUAAUGUUCACUAUACUGGCAAACUGCGCUUUCAUGGUCUACUCACAGCCUCCAGACUGGGCCAAGAAUGUAGAAUAUGCCUUCACUGGGAUAUACACCUUUGAAGCGCUCAUAAAGAUCAUCGCCAGGGGAUUCUGUGUGGGACAGUUUACGUUUCUCAGAGACCCAUGGAACUGGUUGGAUUUUAUGGUUAUAGUCAUGGCAUAUGUAACAGAGUUUGUGGAUCUGGGUAGUGUGUCCGCCCUGCGAGCGUUCAGAGUUCUUCGAGCCCUGAAAACUAUAUUUAAACAAGGCACAAAAACAAUGUUGGACCAAGGUUUCCAACAAAAAUGUAUUUGUAAGGCUCUUUUCUCUCCUCAGUCCCCUCUGAGUUUUCAGGGUUCAAUCCACACCCCACGUCGGGACAGCAAAGGUAGCAUCUUCAGCUUCCGCAGGCGUGUGCAUUCAGAAAACAACUACGCUGACGACGAGCAAAGCAUGUGUGAGGAGACGGGCAGCCGAAGAGACUCUCUGUUUCUACCCUCUCGAUCCGAGCGGCUUUACAGCACUCUUAGCAAAAGCAGUCUGACGCCGCGUAUAUUGUUGCCGUCUAAUGGAAAAGUACGAUACGUGGUUGACAGCAAUGGCAUGGUGAUAGUGUCGGGCGGAGCGUCUUCACCCAACUCGCCCUCCGGAAUACUGACGCCGGAGGUGUCCAGAAAAAGAGCCAUGUUUGACGACACUUGCUAUGACACAGAUGAAGAAUCUCGACGCCGAUGUGAUUCAAGGAGCUAUUCAAAGGCUUUUCUAUAUGACCAGUCAGCGAGACAGCGAGCUUUGAGCAUCGCAAGUGUCAGCAACAACCCUACUGACUCAUCGGAGGUCUGGAAACAGAAGUGUGUUGAGUGCUGGUUCAAGUUUGCCGAGGAUUAUCUGAUUUGGGAUUGCAGUCCCACAUGGCUGAAGAUAAAGAAAAUUGUCCACAUGGUUGUGAUGGACCCCUUUGCAGAUCUGUUUAUCACCAUUUGCAUAGUGAUAAACACAGUAUUCAUGGCCAUGGAGUAUUAUCCCAUGCAAAAUGACUAUGUUUACAUGCUUUCAACUGCCAAUGUGGUUUUCAUAGGUAUCUUUGCAGCAGAAAUGAUAUUCAAGAUCAUUGCAUUGGACCCGUACACUUACUUUCAGGAAGGCUGGAAUAUCUUCGACAGCAUCAUAGUCACACUGAGUCUGCUGGAACUUUGUUUGGCAAAUGUGGUGUCUGGAAUUGGUUUUCUUAGGCCAUUCAGACUGCUGAGAGUCUUCAAACUAGCUAAGUCCUGGCCGACUCUGAACAUGCUAAUCAAGAUCAUUGGCAACUCACUAGGCGCCUUGAGCAACCUGACGCUUGUGCUGGCCAUCAUCGUCUUCAUCUUCGCCGUGGUGGGCAUGCAACUGUUCGGGAAGAACUACCGUGACUGUGUGUGUAAGAUUUCUGAGGAUUGCACGCUUCCUCGCUGGCACAUGUACGAUUUCUUCCACUCGUUCCUGAUCGUCUUCAGGGUUUUGUGUGGAGAGUGGAUCGAGACCAUGUGGGACUGCAUGCAAGUGUCGGGACAGCCCUUGUGCUUAAUUGUGUUCAUGAUGGUCAUGGUCAUUGGAAAUCUGGUGGUUUUGAACCUGUUCCUCGCUCUGCUGCUCAGCUCAUUCAGUGCCGACAACCUCGCAGCCCCUGAUGACGAGGGCGAAAAGAACAACCUGCAGAUAGCGGUUGGUCGAAUCAGGAAAGGUGUUGCUUUAGUUAAGGCCUGCCUUCAGAAUUUCUUCCGGAGCGGCUGUUUAAGAAGGAGGAAGCCGAAAAAGAAAACCGUAGAUGGGAACACGAUCGGGAGAAACUGCAAGGGAAUAAAUGAUAACUCCAACCACACCACACUAGAGCUGGUUAAAGGCACUGGAGGAACAGACAUGGAUAGUGACACUGAGAAUUAUAUCAGCAACUCAAGCUUGGAUGUCAGGGUCCCGAUCGCUGAUGAGGAGUCUGAUUUUGAGUGCCUCAACACUGAGGAUUUCAGUAGCUUUUCUUCAGACCUAGAGGAUAAAGAGAAGCUGUCUGACGUGGCUCCCAGCUCUUCGGAGGGCAGCACGGUGGACCUCAGACACUUCGGAAAAGAUGGAGAAGAUGCUUUGGACUUUGAACUUGAGGAAUCUAUGGCUCCAGAUGCUUGUUUCACACCAGGGUGUGUCCAAAGGUUCCCGUGCUGCCAGGUGGAUGUUGAAAAGGGCAUGUGGAAGAAAUGGUGGCUGCUGAGACAGACAUGCUAUAACAUAGUGGAGCACAGCUGGUUUGAGAGCUUCAUCAUCUUCAUGAUUCUGCUUAGCAGUGGCGCUCUGGCAUUUGAGGACAUUUACCUUAACACAAGGAAAACCGUAAAGACCGUACUGGAAUUUGCUGACAAAGUUUUCACCUACAUCUUCAUUCUUGAGAUGCUGCUGAAAUGGGUCGCAUAUGGUUUUGCCAAAUACUUCACCAAUCUCUGGUGCUGGCUGGAUUUUAUUAUUGUUGAUGUCUCUCUGAUCAGCCUGGUAGCCAACGCCCUGGACUAUCAAGAUCUGGGCGCCAUCAAAAGUCUCCGAACGCUGAGAGCCUUCCGACCGCUCCGAGCUCUCUCACGCUUUGAGGGAAUGAGGGUGGUUGUGAAUGCUCUUCUGGGUGCCAUCCCCUCUAUCAUGAACGUCCUGCUGGUCUGCCUCAUCUUCUGGCUCAUUUUUAGCAUUGUGGGCGUCAACUUCUUCGCCGGAAAGUUUUCUGAAUGUGUAAACAUUACCUCAGACAAACGCAUGUCUAUCACAGAUAUCAAUAACAAAACAGAAUGUGAUCUGUGGCCCGAAGAACUCCGCUGGAGAAAAGUGAAAAUCAACUUUGACAAUGUAGGAAGUGGAUACCUGGCCCUGCUACAAGUGGCCACCUUUAAAGGGUGGAUGCCCAUUAUGUAUGCAGCGAUAGACUCUCGCAAAGUAGAAGAGCAGCCAGAGUAUGAGGUGAAUCUGUAUAUGUACAUCUAUUUUGUCAUCUUCAUCAUCCUUGGAGCUUUUUUCACAUUAAAUCUCUUCAUUGGCGUCAUCAUUGACAACUUCAAUCAGCAGAAGAAAAAGUUUGGGGGUCAGGAUAUUUUCAUGACAGAAGAGCAGAAGAAAUACUACAACGCUAUGAAGAAGCUCGGCUCAAAGAAACCUCAAAAACCCAUUCCAAGGCCAAAAAACAAGAUUCAAGGAUUCAUCUUUGACCUCGUAACCAAACAGGCCUUUGACAUUUUCAUUAUGGUCCUUAUCUGGCUCAACAUGGUCACUAUGAUGGUGGAGACAGAAGAUCAGUCACCGGAAAUGAGCAACGUGCUGUACUGGAUCAAUGUUGCCUUCAUUGUGCUCUUCACCAGUGAAUGUGUGCUAAAGAUGUUUGCGCUACGGCAGUACUUCUUCACGGUCGGCUGGAACGUAUUCGACUUCAUCGUGGUCAUCCUGUCUAUAGUUGGCAUGUUCCUGGCAGAAGUCAUUAAGAAGUACUUUGUCUCGCCCACCUUGUUUCGCGUCAUUCGCCUCGCCCGGAUCGGCCGCGUACUACGUCUUAUCCGAGGCGCCAAGGGAAUACGGACCCUUCUGUUUGCGUUGAUGAUGUCACUUCCUGCCCUUUUCAACAUUGGACUUCUUCUCUUCCUUGUCAUGUUCAUCUACGCCAUCUUCGGCAUGUCCAACUUCGCCUACGUCAAAAAAUCGGGCGGCAUCGAUGACAUGUUCAACUUCGAGACGUUUGGCAACAGCAUGUUGUGUUUGUUUCAGAUCACCACCUCGGGAGGCUGGGACGGCCUUCUGGCGCCCAUGUUAAAUAGCGAAUAUCCCGACUGCAACCCCAAUAAAACCUUCCCCGGCAGCAAGGUUAUAGGCGACUGCGGGAACCCAUCCAUCGGGAUUUUCUUCUUCGUCAGCUAUAUCAUCAUAUGCUUCCUGAUCGUGGUGAACAUGUACAUCGCUGUCAUCCUGGAGAACUUCAGCGUGGCCACCGAAGAGAGCGCCGAGCCUUUGAGCGAAGACGACUUCGAUAGGUUUUAUGAGGUUUGGGAGAAGUUUGACCCGAACGCCACGCAGUUCAUGGAGUACGACAAGUUGUCGGACUUCGCCAAUUCUCUGGAUCCGCCUCUGCGAAUACCCAAGCCCAACCGACUGCAGCUGAUCUCCAUGGAUCUGCCGAUGGUGAGCGGCGAACGCAUCCACUGUCUGGAUAUCUUGUUCGCUUUCACCAAACGGGUUCUUGGGGAAGGCGGCGAGAUGGACAUCCUUCGCGGACAAAUGGAAGAACGAUUCAUGGCCUCCAACCCCUCAAAGUCCUCUUAUGAGCCCAUCACCACAACCCUGCGUAGGAAGCAUGAAGAUAUGUCUGCUGCAAUCAUCCAGAGAGCCUUCAGGAAGCACUUGAUCCGACAUAGUGUGAAGAAGGUCCGUAAUGUCUACAGAGGGAUCAAGCAGCAAAACGGCAAGGUCCCGAGUAAAGAGUCUGUUGACAAUGACAAGUGCAAUGAUAGUGGCGCUUCAGAAGACUCUGGCGCAACGUCCGCCAUGUCCUCUCCUAGCCUGUCGCAGAACACCACAAACAAAUACGAGAAGGACAAACAUGAGAAAGAAGUGGAAGACAAAUGUAACGGAGUUUAGAGUAGCAUUACGAACAAUUGUUUACAACUUUACUUCAAGUUAUUUGUCAGGGUCAGGUGACCUUGUCUGUUUGAUGUGGAUGUCUAUGCCAUACUGCCUGAGCAUACUUGAACUUUGUGCCUAUUCUGGAGCUGUGAUUAACAUGAGUUAGGCAGUGAAGCUGCUAUGGUUAACCCGUUUCACUCGCUGGCGAAAAUGGCGAUGGACCAAGUGUAAUUGUGUUGUGAUCUGAUGCGUUUUCUUUGUGUGUUGUUCAGUGUAUUUGUGUGUCGGAGCUGCAUCCAGUGUCUUGCAUUUAUAGGCGAAGUGUGUGAUUUUUGUGCUACUAGCGGCAAUCGAACCUUUAAGGCAAAACAACUGCUUAAGCAAUUUCUCUCUUUGCAAAAUUCAGCAAGGACACCAAUAAAUUGAUGAAAAGUGGUCAUAAAGGCGCAAUUCUUAACAUUACAAAAAGUUACUAUUGCACCUAAAUCCUGUUCUCUUGAACUUUCUGUUCA
This is a messenger RNA of Sinocyclocheilus grahami, 5738 nucleotides long. RefSeq names its product sodium channel protein type 2 subunit alpha-like. Gene Ontology annotation, cellular component: voltage-gated sodium channel complex; plasma membrane. Gene Ontology annotation, biological process: sodium ion transmembrane transport; membrane depolarization during action potential; neuronal action potential. The transcript has 22 exons. Bases 184 to 5241 code for a protein of 1685 amino acids. Gene Ontology annotation, molecular function: voltage-gated sodium channel activity. The record is from RefSeq and is a predicted model, not a curated record. NCBI's taxonomy places the organism in Eukaryota, Metazoa, Chordata, Actinopteri, Cypriniformes, Cyprinidae.